Tripterygium wilfordii is the source of this 1074-nucleotide messenger RNA. Its product is annotated as 3-hydroxybutyryl-CoA dehydrogenase. The transcript is spliced from 4 exons. Gene Ontology annotation, biological process: fatty acid metabolic process. The record is from RefSeq and is a predicted model, not a curated record. The coding region runs from base 1 to 891 and encodes 296 amino acids. NCBI's taxonomy places the organism in Eukaryota, Viridiplantae, Streptophyta, Magnoliopsida, Celastrales, Celastraceae. Gene Ontology annotation, molecular function: NAD+ binding; oxidoreductase activity, acting on the CH-OH group of donors, NAD or NADP as acceptor.
AUGGCGGAAAUGAAGACAGUAGGCGUGGUGGGUAGCGGUCAAAUGGGGUCGGGAAUAGCUCAACUGGCCGCCGUACACGGUCUUGAUGUCUGGCUUCUCGACACAGAUCCUGAUGCUCUUAUAAGAGCCACCAAAUCCAUUUCCACUUCCAUCAAUCGAUUCGUCUCCAAAGGCCUCCUUUCGCAGGCAAUGGGUAUUCAUGCUAUGAAACAUCUACGAUGUACCACGAAUUUAGAAGAGCUGCAUUCUGCGGAUAUUAUUAUUGAAGCCAUUGUGGAAACUGAAGAUGUAAAGAAAACAUUAUUCCUCAAACUCGAUAAGAUUGCAAAAGAUUCUGCCAUUCUGGCAUCUAAUACAAGUUCCAUUUCCAUUACUCGAUUAGCAUCUGCAACUAGCAGACCAAGCCAGGUGAUUGGUAUGCACUUUAUGAAUCCUCCUCCAAUAAUGAAAUUGGUUGAGAUAAUACGGGGUGCAGAUACAUCAGAUGAGACAUUUUAUGCGACAAAAGCAUUGGCUGAGAGGUUUGGGAAGACAGUUGUCUGCUCUCAAGACUAUUCUGGUUUCAUUAUAAACCGCAUCCUAAUGACGAUGAUAAACGAGGCAUUUUUCACGCUUUAUACUGGAGUUGCAACAAAGGAAGACAUUGAUACUGGAAUGAGGCUGGGGACAAACCAUCCAAUGGGUCCUUUAGAGCUUGCUGAUUUCAUCGGGCUGGAUGUUUGCUUGUCAAUAAUGAGAGUUCUUCAUGCUGGCUUGGGAGACAGUAAGUAUUCUCCCUGCCCUCUUCUAUUGCAGUACGUUGAUGCAGGUCGCCUGGGUAGAAAACAUGGUAUUGGGGUGUAUGACUACCGUACAGCACCUCAAACAGUAAAACCAUCACCUAAACUCUGAAAUGUGGCAUCUGGAGGAUAUAGUGAAUAUGAUUCCUUUUGUUUUCAAAUGGCAUCGUUUUUUGUCUAUACCUCAUGCUCUCAUCCUUUUACGGCCUCUUUGUUUGUAAAAUAUGUGGCUCUAAAUUGUAUUGAGUUUUGUAUUAUGUUAAAAUUUUAAAUGCUUUACUAUUGUUCCUGAGUC